Messenger RNA from Closterium sp. Yama58-4, 1905 nucleotides. NCBI's taxonomy places the organism in Eukaryota, Viridiplantae, Streptophyta, Zygnematophyceae, Desmidiales, Closteriaceae. The record is from the annotation of a GenBank genome assembly.
AUGUCUCACGACGACCGCCCUUCUGUCCCCUUCUCCCCCACCCACUGUCACGUCACGUCGCCACUCAAGAAGCACACGGGCGCGUCGCGUUCGCCUCUCGUCGCCGGCGCGGACUUUCGCAGCCCGCGCCGGCCGCUUUCCGGCGCAACCCGCAGCAGCCGCUGCCACGGGAUGGCGCGCGGGGGGGCGUGGCUCCCCAAGUGGGAACUUGACAACGACGACGAGCCGGCGGUAACGGAGGCGGGUGAAAGGAAACCCAGGAGGCAAGCCAGGAAUUGGCAGGACAUUGAGGUGGUUGAUAACGGAAAAGUAGAAGAGUUUUCAAAAAAAGGCGCGGAGAGCAGGAGAUCUGCACCGUUGGCCGGAACGGCCGCGGGGAACGAGCAAGAGACGGAAAUGGACGAGUCGAUCUCACCAGCCUGCGUGCUGGCCACGGCAACGCAGGAAGCGCUUGCCAUGGCGGCGGCUGAGGGCUGCUGUUGCGAAGCUGGCGAUGAUGGAGCGAGCAGCGCGGAACCGGCGGGACGGAUUUGCGCUGAGGUCGCUGUGCCGGAGAGUGAGGGGCAGGACGUGGCGGAAUCUGAGCGGAAAGUUGUCGCUCCAAACGCCUGUGGUUCCCCCUCCCAUAACGUCUCUGCAGCAGCACCUGUCUUGUCGAACAUAGAGGUGGAACUAGACCAACGCCGGGAGGCGCUUGGGGGGAUGCUGGCGGUGCUGCAUCAGCGGAUGAGUUCCCUUAGAGCCCUGGCAGGGGGGGACGGAAGUGGGGGGGGAUGCGGGGUAGAAGGGGAGAUCCUAAAAGUGAUGGAUGAGAGAGAGGAUGGUGAGAACGAAGAUGAGGAAGUAGAGGAGGGAAUUGAGACUGAAGAUGGGUAUGGCGUGGCGGAUGAGGAGGGGCGGGAAGGGGAGGUGAACGGCAUGUGUUGCAACAGUCUAGCGAACGUAUUGCAGUGUCCAGUAGAGGGCACAACUGGUGCUGGUGUCGCUGCUGGCAGCGUGACGAGCACGGAAAGCUCAGCCAAUGUGGGCAGCGGGUAUGGGGAGAACGCAAGCUGUGUGAAAGCUCUGUGCGAGAAAGCGCGGGAGAUUCUCGUGGAGGAGAGCAAUGUGCAGCCCGUGCGCUGCCCGGUGACCAUUUGCGGGGACAUCCACGGGCAGUUUCAUGACCUCGCGGAGCUCUUCCGCAUAGGCGGCAAGUCCCCCGAUACGAAUUACCUGUUCAUGGGGGACUAUGUGGACCGAGGCUACUACUCCGUGGAAACCGUGUCGCUGCUGGUGUCGCUGAAGGUGCGGCACCCUGACCGCAUCACCAUCCUGCGAGGCAACCACGAGAGCAGACAGAUCACUCAAGUGUAUGGUUUCUACGACGAGUGCCUACGCAAGUAUGGCAGCGCCAAUGUGUGGAAGAUGUUUACAGACCUCUUUGAUUACUUCCCUCUCACAGCACUUGUGGAGUCGCAAAUUUUCUGUCUGCAUGGCGGUCUCUCCCCCUCCAUAGACUCGCUGGACCAUGUGCGCCAGCUCGACCGCAUCCAGGAGGUGCCGCAUGAGGGACCCAUGUGCGACCUGCUCUGGUCCGACCCUGACGACCGCUGCGGCUGGGGCAUCUCCCCUCGUGGCGCUGGCUACACAUUUGGUCAGGAUAUUAGUGAACAGUUUAAUCAGAACAAUGGACUCAACCUUGUUGCACGUGCUCACCAGCUGGUGAUGGAAGGGUACAACUGGGCACAUGAGCAAAAGGUUGUGACAAUCUUCAGUGCACCCAACUACUGCUACCGCUGUGGCAACACUGCUGCAAUCCUGGAAGUCGAUGAAAGCAUGAGUCAAACUUUUAUUCAGUUUGAACCUGCUCCAAGACGAGGCGAACCCGAUGUCACUCGCCGGGCACCUGACUACUUCCUCUGA